Molecule: messenger RNA, 1170 nt
Organism: Daphnia magna
Lineage: Eukaryota; Metazoa; Arthropoda; Branchiopoda; Diplostraca; Daphniidae
Exons: 7
Coding region: 150-815 (221 amino acids)
Source: RefSeq, a predicted model, not a curated record
UAAAGUUUUAAACACUUUGCUGAGUGCCUGAGACUCAUUUUCAGUGUUGCGUUCAAUACGUUGAUAACGUGAAAAACCAACCCAUCUUCUGCGGUAUCAGCAUAAACUCUGACGAAUAGGUUCUUGUUGGACAGGGAAAAAAAGACAGCAUGGCCACCAUAAUCAGUCAGUGUCUACGUGUUGCUAUUUGCGUCGUUCUCUUUUCAAAUUCAUCGUGGGCGAGAAGCGAGAACGAUGUACCAGUGUUGUGCCCAGCUGUAGCUCCUGGUAUUUUUGGUGACUUGACUCAGCAUUAUGGUUGUUACCUACCAGGUGUAGAUGUGCUUGAGGACAAAAUGAAACCAACUAGACCAUCUGGCAUGUCCAGGAUAAAGCCAGGAGCCAUACCUCAAACACCCAUGUGGCUGAAGGAAUUUUCUAGUCAUUUGUUGAAUUCUACUCGUCUGAUCAACAACUUCCUUCAAGCAGGAAAUCCAACACUUGAUGACAGCGACACAGAAUGUGAUGGAAGUUGCCCUUCUUCGCCCUCUUGGGUACCUCAGUGCUGCCGGGCUGAAACGAGAUUGCUCUACCCAAUGUAUGGCCGCUCGCUCACCACCGAUCGAUUGGUGCCUAUCGCACAGGAGUUGAACCCCAAUGGGAUACAGCAGCCCGUCGUCUACCGCCACUGCCUAAUUGGUGCACGGUCGCUGCCACCAGAGCACUUUGGCUCGUCUUUUUUUCAUUCCCACAACUGGAGGUUAUCCGUACCGACAGGAUUUGAUCCUCGUACCCAACAACUGCGAAUGCCUCGUCACUUUAGGCCGAAAAUUUGAGAACAAUUGGGACGAAUCCGACAAGCAAGACACCCCCGAUAACAGCCCGCCUGCCACUUUGUUGCCUUUAAAUGAAGGUUCUGGCAUGGGUGGUGUCGAGAGCAGUCCAGACUUGGCCAUGGUUCAGGACGAGCAACUGAUCCUGCAUCAUCAGGAUUCUUGAUCGCAUCGUCAGUGUCGGGUACCUACUUUUCUAAACGACACCAUCGACACAAGCGCUGUGACUUCCCGUCACUGCUCACAUUGUUGUUUAGUUUUUGUUUUGUUUUGUUUUUUUUCCCUCUCCCGCCCCCCCAAUCCUUUUGUUGUUCGUCCUCACGUCCCUUGCUCUCAAUAGAUCGUUACGUACAAACAG